CAUUGUUUCCUAGGUGAGUACUAAUUCACCAAUAACCAUUCUUCCUCCACCUGUCUUUCAAAACUUACUUUUCUUGCACAAAAAUCUCAACCACAUCACAAUUCUCAUUCUUCCAAUUCAAUCCAAUUUUCUUUCCUUUUCCUUUUCCACAAGAUUUUGAUUCUGAUCUCCCAUGGCUUCUCGCCGCCGUAUGUUGUUAAAAGUCAUAAUCCUCGGAGAUAGUGGGGUUGGUAAAACAUCAUUGAUGAAUCAGUAUGUGAAUCGAAAAUUUAGUAAUCAGUAUAAGGCUACCAUUGGUGCUGAUUUUCUCACCAAGGAAGUUCAAUUUGAAGAUAGGUUGUUCACAUUGCAGAUUUGGGAUACUGCUGGUCAAGAGCGGUUUCAGAGUCUUGGUGUGGCUUUCUACCGUGGUGCUGAUUGUUGCGUCCUAGUUUAUGAUGUUAAUGUCCUGAAAUCUUUUGAAAACCUUAACCAUUGGAGAGAAGAAUUUCUCAUUCAGGCUAGUCCAUCUGACCCCGAAAACUUCCCGUUUGUUGUCUUGGGAAACAAAAUUGAUGUUGAUGGUGGGAACAGCAGAGUUAUUUCUGAGAAGAAAGCAAAGGCAUGGUGUGCUUCAAAGGGAAACAUACCAUACUUUGAGACCUCUGCAAAAGAAGGAUUUAAUGUUGAAGCUGCUUUCCAGUGUAUAGCUAAAAAUGCACUCAAGAAUGAACCUGAAGAAGAAAUGUAUCUGCCCGACACAAUCGAUGUGGGCAAUGGUGGCCGACAACAAAGAUCUACUGGCUGUGAAUGUUGAGUAGAGAGAGUUCUGUGAUUGUUUGAUGCGAACAAAUUGUCCCUCGAUGAUUAUGAGCCAGCAGCUAUUUUUAUUAGCAAUGGUAAAACCAAGGAAUGUUUUGUAUCUCAGUAGUGUGGGUUAGAUGUUCAUCUUGUUAAAUUUUUUCUGGUUAUUUGUCUUGAUCUCGAUUGUUUGUCAAAAUAUAUUCUGAAUGAGGAAAUGUAUACUGGUGAAUUUAUUGUUGUGUGCUUUUGGGAGUUAUUGCAUUGAUGUUCAUAAUUUUUUGGCUUUGGAUUAACAAUGUGAAUCCAUCAUUAGAUUU
Molecule: messenger RNA, 1100 nt
Organism: Vicia villosa (hairy vetch)
Lineage: Eukaryota; Viridiplantae; Streptophyta; Magnoliopsida; Fabales; Fabaceae
Product: ras-related protein Rab7
Exons: 7
Coding region: 173-796 (207 amino acids)
Cellular component (GO): vacuolar membrane
Molecular function (GO): GTP binding; GTPase activity
Source: RefSeq, a predicted model, not a curated record